CAAGUUCAUCAUGUGCCGCUUGGCUUGACUACACCCCUCUGUAGAAGGCAGUCUGAAUAAGAACUGCUGGGAGUAGCCACCUACUUAAGGAAUAAAUGAGGAAGCAGCAAUACAUUUUAAAUUUUUAAUUGUUGCACUAGGUUCAAGGAGAACUGUGAUUUGCCAUUUCCAGAGGACUUUUUAAAAUUUUCCUGACAAUUGUUUCCUGAGUUAUUCAGGGACUAAAUUGAGAAAUUUAAGAGAAAUUGUUUUAUUCUUCUUGUGUCUCAGAAUCCAAUUUAAUGCACUUUGAGUCCAGAUAGUGAUCCCACAGCCUGAUUCUUUUGUUAAAAGUUGUCCACUGCAAUCUUAAGAGUCAAAAUGAGAAUAAAACAGACAAGUGUGUAUCAGCAAACUCAAGCUCUUCUGUGUAAGAAUUUUCUUAAGAAAUGGAGGAUGAAAAGAGAGAGUGCAUUGGAAUGGGGCCUCCCAAUACUGCUAGGACUGUAUGUGGGUCUGCUUUCAGAAGUCAAAGAAAAUAACCAAUUACCUGAAAUACCUCCUCAAGAUCUGGGAAGGGUAGACAAAUUUAAUGUCUCUUCUAUAAUGAUUGUGUAUACUCCAGUCUCUAAUAUAACUCAGCAGAUAAUGAAUACAACAGCAUUUGCUCCCUUAAUGAAAGGAACAAGAAUCAUUGGGGUACCAAAUGAAAAAGACAUGGAUGACGUAAUUUUCCAGAAUUUCCCACAUGCAGUGGGAAUCACCUUUAGUGACACUUUCUCUUACAAGUUAAAAUUUUUUCAAGGAUAUGCUGUUCCAUUUUUGAGAGAUGAUUUAACAGGUCAUUGUUGGGAAAUAUAUGGUGAAUAUUCAUGUGUAUUGUCCAAAUACUGGGAAAGAGGAUUUGUAACUUUGCAGACUAUCAUUAAUGCUGCUAUUAUAGAAGUCACAACAAAUCACUCUGUGAUAGAUGAGUUGAUGUCAGUCACUGCUAUAAAUAUGAAGACAUUACCUUUUAUUUCUAAAGACAUUUUUCAAAGUGAGAUGUUCAUUUUAUACUGUUUGCUUUAUUUUUCCCCAUUUAUAUAUUUUGUAUCACACAAUGUUACAAAAGAGAGGAAAAAGAGUAAGGAACUGAUGAAAAUGAUGGGUCUACAUGAUUCAGCUUUCUGGUUGUCCUGGGGUUUAAUGUAUACUGCAUUCAUCUUGGUCCUUUCCAUAGUCAUUACAAUUAUCAUAACAUCCACCCAAGUUAUACUCAUGACUGGCUUUAUGGUCAUAUUUACACUCUUAUUCUUAUAUGGCUUGUCUUUGCUAGCUUUAUCAUUCCUGAUGAGUGUGCUGUUACAGAAAGCUGUCCUCACAAAUUUGUUUGUGUUUCUCCUCACCCUCUUUUGGGGGUUUGUGGGAUUCACUGCCUUCUAUAAACAACUUCCUCCAUCUGUACAGUGGAUUUUGAGUAUUUGUAGCCCUUUCGCCUUUAGAGUUGGAAUGACUCAGAUUCUCCACCUGGAUUAUAACUUGAAUGGAGUAGUUUUCCCUGACCCCUCAGAAAAAUCAUAUACAAUGCUAGCAACAUUUUCUGUGUUGGCUUUUGAUGGUCUUAUCUACUUGAUGCUGGCACUGUACUUUGACAAAAUCUUACCCCAUGGAAAUGAGCACCGCUAUUCUCCAUUAUUUUUCCUGAGUUCAUCAUCUUGUUUCCGACACCGAAGGACUGAUAAUACGGUCAUUGAGAAAGACCUGGAUCCCGAGCAUCCCUCUGAUGGUUAUUUUGAACCCAUAGCUUCUGAAUUCCAAGGAAAAGAAGCCAUCAGGAUUAGAAACGUUAAAAAGGAAUAUAAAACAAAGUCUGGACAAGUGAAAGCUUUGAAAGGCAUGCUCUUUGACAUAUAUGAAGGUCAGAUCACAGCAAUUUUGGGUCACAGUGGAGCUGGCAAAUCUUCACUCCUAAACAUCCUUAAUGGAUUGUCUGUUCCAACAGAAGGAUCAGUUACCAUCUAUAAUAAAAACCUCUCUGAAAUGCAAGACUUGGAGGAAAUCAGAAAGAUAACUGGUGUUUGUCCUCAAAAUAAUGUUCAAAUCGACAUGCUCACUGUGAAGGAAAACCUCAGCCUGUUUGCUAAGAUCAAAGGGAUUCGACCACAGGAAGUGGAACAAGAGGUACAACAAAUUUUAUUGGAAUUGGACAUGCAAAAUAUUCAGGAUAAUCUUGCUAUACAUUUAAGUGACGGACAGAAAAGAAUGCUGACCUUUGGGAUUGCCAUUUUAGGAGAUCCUCAAGUUUUGCUUUUAGAUGAACCAACUGCUGGAUUAGAUCCCUUUUCAAGGCACCAAGUGUGGACUUUCCUGAAGGAACGUAGAGCGAAUCGUGUGAUCCUCUUCAGUACCCAGUCCAUGGAGGAGGCUGACAUUAUAGCUGAUAGAAAAGUGAUCAUGUCCAAUGGGGAACUGAAGUGUGCAGGAUCUUCUGUCUUUUUAAAGAGAAAAUGGGGUCUUGGAUAUCACUUAAGUUUGUAUAAGAACGAGAUAAGUGAUCCAGAACAAAUCACAUCUUUCAUUAAUCAUCAUAUCUCUGAUGCUAAAUUAAAACUAGAAAACAAAGAAAAACUUGUAUUUACUUUGCCUUUGGAAAGCACAAGUAAAUUUCCAGACCUUUUCAGUGAUAUUGAUAAGUGUUCUGGCCAGGGUAUGAUGAAUUAUGACAUCUCCAUGUCAACUCUGAAUGAGGUCUUCAUGAACCUGGAACGAAAACCAGCGAUCAGACAAGAUUUUGAACAAACAGACAAGAUAAGAGACUCAGAAAGCCCAAGUGAAAUGGAUCCAGCUUGCUCUUCUCUCCCUGAAGUACACAAGACUGUGAGCGACAUGGGCCUCUGGAGAAUGCAAGUCUGUGCGAUAGCACGGCUCCGUUUUUUAAAGCUGAAACGUGGAAGAAAAACACUUUUGACCCUGCUAUUGGUUUUUGGAAUUGCACUGUUUCCUUUGAUUAUGGAAAGGAUAGCAAAUUCUAUGAUAAAUGAAAGUGCAAACUGGGAGUUUAAAACAGAAUUAUAUUUCCUCUCUUCUGGACAACUUCCUCAGGAACCUCGUACCAGCCUCUUGAUCAUCAAUAACACAGAAUCAAAUAUUGAAGAUUUUAUACAGUCUUUGAAGCAUCAAAAUAUACUUUUGGAAGUAGAUGACUUUGAAAACAGAAAUGGCACUGAAGGCCUCUCAUACAAUGGCGCUAUCAUAGUUUCUGGUAAACAAAAGGAUUAUAGAUUUUCAAUCGUGUGUAAUACCAAGAGGCUGCACUGUUUUCCUAUCCUCAUGAAUAUUAUCAGCAAUGGGCUACUUUGGAUGCUUAAUCAUACACAGUAUAUUCGAAUUGAGAGAAGUCCAUUUAAUCUGAACCAUCUGUACAUCUGGACUGGGUUGCCGGAUGGUUCUCCAUUCAUGUUUUUUGUUGUGUGCUGCCUUUCUCCUUACAUCGCCAUGAGCAGUGUCACUGAUCACAAAAAGAAAGCUAGUUCUCAGCUAUGGAUUUCAGGCCUCUACCCCUCUGCUUACUGGUGUGGACAGGCAGUGGUGGAUGUUAACCUCUUCAAUUUAAUUCUCCUUUUAAUGUAUUUAAUCAUCUGCAUAACAAACAAAAUGGGCAUUUCUGUUACAAGUCAAGGUAUAUUUGCUAUGGUUGUUGUAUCACUUGGUUAUUCAGCUUCUCUUAUCUUCCUGACAUAUGUGAUAUCAUUUAUUUUUCGUAAGAGGAGAAAAAACAGUGGCCUCUGGUCAUUUUGCUUCUAUGUUGUCUUGACUGUCAUGCCUUACAUCAUUUUAGUCAGUGACUUCAACAUAACUGUGAUCAUUGUCAGCAUGGUAUUACUUCCAUCAUCUACUUUGGAAGUAUUUCUACUCUUCCUGUCAAAGAGAGCACAGGAAUACCAUGAAGAAUUUCAAGAAUUCAAAUUUCACCUGAGUGCUGUUGAUCUUCUAGUGUGCCUAAUACCUUAUGUCCAGGCUUUGCUAUUGGUGUUUAUUCUAAGAUGCAUGGAACUAAAAUGUGGACAGAAAGUAAUACGAAAAGAUCCUGUUUUCAGAAUCUCCCCACAAAUUCAAAAUGUUCCACUUAAUCCAGAAAUACAUGUAGAUGAAGAUGAAGAUGAAGAUGUUCAAGCAGAAAGAAUGAGAGCAUCAAGUGCCCUGACCACUUCAAACGUAAAUGAGAAUCCAGUCAUAAUUGCCAGCUGUCUACACAAAGAGUAUGCAGGCCAGAGGAAAAGUUGUUUUUCAAAGAGGAAGAAGAAAAUAGCAGCAAGAAAUAUAUCUUUCUGUGUGAAAAAAGGUGAAGUUUUGGGAUUGCUAGGACCCAAUGGUGCUGGUAAAAGUUCUUCUAUUAGGAUGAUAGCUGGGAUCACAAAGCCAACAGCAGGACAGGUGGAACUGAGAGUUGGGGAAUGCAAGUCAUUUCUGGGUCAGCAGGGAGAUGGCAUGGUCAAGUUCCUGGGGUACUGUCCUCAGGAGAAUGUGCUGUGGCCCACCCUGACAAUGAAGGAACACCUGGAGGUGUAUGCCACCGUGAAAGGGCUGCAGAAAGAGGACGCUGCCAUUGUGAUUUCACGACUAGUGAAUGCUUUCAACCUGUAUGAGCAGCUAAAUGUUCCAGUGCAGAAAUUAGCAUCAGGAACCACCAAAAAGCUAUGUUUUGUGCUGAGCAUCCUGGGAAAUUCACCCAUCUUGCUUCUGGAUGAACCCUCUACAGGCAUAGAUCCAACAGGGCAGCAACAGAUUUGGCAGACAAUCCAGGCAGCUGUUAAGAGCACUGAGAAGAGUGUCCUCUUGACCACCCACUACCUGGCUGAGGCUGAGGCUCUGUGUGACCGUGUGGCCAUCAUGGUGUCUGGAAGGCUGAGAUGCAUUGGUUCUAUCCAACACCUGAAAAGAAAAUUUGGCAAAGAUUACAUUCUAGAACUCAAAGUGAAGGAGCCUUCUCAAGUACCUUUGAUCCACACCGAGAUUCUGAAUCUUUUCCCCCAGGCUGCGCAGCAGGAAAGGUUUUCUUCCUUGUUGACCUUUAAGCUGCCCAUAGCAGAUGUUUACCCUCUAUCUCAGGCCUUUUACAAAUUAGAAACAGUUAAACAUAACUUUAACCUGGAGGAAUAUAGCCUCUCUCAGUGCACGCUGGAAAAGGUAUUCCUGGAACUUUUUAGUAGGCCAGAACUGGGAAAUGUUGAUGAAGAAGUUGAUACAACCAUGAGAUGGAAACUUCUUUCUUAUUCAGAUGAACCCUAAGACCUCAAACCCAAUGGGCUGAUGUGCUAUGAACAUUUAUUUUAUGUAACAAUUAGCAGUGUGUAUGAUUUAAAAAAUGAUUUGAUAUCAGGAUCAUGUAUAUGUUGUAUGCGUAGUCCAUAAAUGAAUAAAUUUAAAAGUUAUUCCUUUUCUUAUUCUUAGGGGUGGUGCAAAGUCUGUGAUAAAGGCAAUACUAUUAAUACUGAUAAAGGUAAAAUCACCCCAAGAACCAAACACUGGGUAUUGGAAAAUAAAACUACAAGCUUAAAGCAUUUUCAAAUAUGACUUUGUUUUUCACUUGCUGAAGUAGGUGAGGGUACUUCAAAAGCAGGAAGCUGCGUGACAGCUUCAUGCUGAUUUGCUAUAUCAAGUUGAUUUUUUUUU
Molecule: messenger RNA, 5634 nt
Organism: Marmota monax (woodchuck)
Lineage: Eukaryota; Metazoa; Chordata; Mammalia; Rodentia; Sciuridae
Product: ATP-binding cassette sub-family A member 6
Exons: 40
Coding region: 361-5250 (1629 amino acids)
Biological process (GO): transmembrane transport; lipid transport
Cellular component (GO): intracellular membrane-bounded organelle; membrane
Molecular function (GO): ATP binding; ATP hydrolysis activity; ABC-type transporter activity
Source: RefSeq, a predicted model, not a curated record